AUGGCCGGCAACGUGAAAAAGAGCUCUGGGGCCGGGGGCGGUGGUGGCUCCGGGGGCUCGGGCUCGGGUGGCCUGAUCGGGCUCAUGAAGGACGCAUUCCAGCCGCACCACCACCACCACCACCUCAGCCCCCAUCCGCCGGGGACCGUGGACAAGAAGAUGGUGGAGAAGUGCUGGAAGCUCAUGGACAAGGUGGUGCGGUUGUGUCAGAGCCCAAAGCUGGCGCUAAAGAAUAGCCCACCUUAUAUCUUAGACCUGCUGCCAGAUACCUACCAACAUCUCCGCACUAUCUUGUCAAGAUAUGAGGGGAAGAUGGAGACACUUGGAGAAAAUGAGUAUUUUAGGGUGUUCAUGGAGAAUUUGAUGAAGAAAACUAAGCAGACCAUAAGCCUCUUCAAGGAAGGGAAAGAAAGAAUGUAUGAGGAGAAUUCUCAGCCUAGGCGAAACCUAACCAAGCUGUCCCUGAUCUUCAGCCACAUGCUGGCAGAACUGAAAGGAAUCUUUCCCAGUGGACUCUUUCAAGGAGACACAUUUCGGAUUACUAAAGCAGACGCUGCUGAAUUUUGGAGGAAAGCUUUUGAGGAAAAGACAAUAGUCCCUUGGAAGAGCUUUCGACAAGCCUUACAUGAAGUACAUCCCAUCAGUUCUGGGCUGGAAGCGAUGGCUCUGAAAUCCACUAUUGAUCUAACCUGCAAUGAUUAUAUUUCAGUGUUCGAAUUUGACAUAUUUACACGACUCUUUCAGCCCUGGUCUUCUUUGCUCAGGAACUGGAACAGUCUUGCUGUCACUCAUCCUGGUUAUAUGGCUUUCUUGACAUAUGAUGAAGUGAAAGCUCGACUCCAGAAAUUCAUUCACAAACCAGGCAGUUACAUUUUCCGGCUCAGCUGUACUCGUCUGGGUCAGUGGGCUAUUGGUUAUGUCACUGCUGAUGGGAACAUUCUGCAGACAAUCCCUCACAAUAAACCACUCUUCCAAGCGCUGAUUGAUGGCUUCAGGGAAGGCUUCUAUUUGUUUCCUGAUGGGAGAAAUCAGAAUCCUGACCUGACAGGCUUAUGUGAACCAACUCCCCAAGACCACAUCAAAGUGACCCAGGAACAAUAUGAACUAUACUGUGAGAUGGGCUCCACAUUCCAGCUGUGCAAAAUAUGUGCUGAAAAUGACAAGGAUGUAAAGAUUGAACCCUGUGGCCACCUCAUGUGCACAUCAUGUCUCACAUCCUGGCAGGAAUCAGAAGGGCAGGGCUGUCCUUUCUGCCGAUGUGAAAUAAAAGGUACAGAACCCAUCGUGGUAGAUCCAUUUGACCCUAGAGGAAGUGGCAGCCUAUUGAGACAAGGAGCAGAGGGAGCACCAUCCCCAAAUUAUGAUGAUGACGAUGAUGAACGAGCCGAUGAUUCUCUGUUCAUGAUGAAGGAAUUGGCUGGUGCCAAGGUGGAACGGCCUCCUUCUCCAUUCUCUACAGCCCCGCAAGCUUCCCUUCCCCCAGUGCCACCACGACUUGAUCUUCUACAGCAGCGAGUGUCUAUCCCUUCAAGUGUUUCUGGUCCUGGAACUGCUUCAAAGGCUACUUCUGGCUCUCUUCAUAAAGACAAACCAUUACCAAUACCUCCCACACUUCGCGAUCUUCCACCACCACCCCCUCCAGACCGGCCUUAUUCUGUUGGGGCAGAAACUCGACCUCAGAGACGCCCGCUGCCUUGUACCCCAGGCGAUUGUCCAUCCAGGGAUAAACUGCCCCCUGUCCCCUCUAGCCGCCUUGGGGAAUCAUGGCUGCCCCGGCCAAUCCCCAAAGUACCAGUAGCUUCCCCAAGUCCUAGUGACCCCUGGGCAGGAAGAGAAUUAACGAACAGACACUCACUUCCAUUUUCAUUGCCCUCACAAUUGGAACCCAGACCAGAAGUGCCCAGGCUCGGAAGCACAUUCAGUCUGGAUACCUCCGUGAAUAUGAAUAGCAGUCCAUUAGUAGGUCCAGAAUGUGAGCAUCCAAAAAUCAAACCUUCUUCAUCUGCCAAUGCCAUUUAUUCUCUUGCAUCCAGACCUCUUCCUGUGCCAAAACUGCCUCCUGGAGAGCAGUGUGAAAGUGAAGAGGACGCAGAGUAUAUGACGCCCUCCUCUAGGCCUCUGGGAUUUCAAAAGCCAGAGCCGAAAAGGCCGCUGGAGACAUCCCAGAGUUUGCGUGUGAGUGAAGGUGACCCUCAGAUUGACAGCUGUACAUAUGAAGCCAUGUAUAAUAUUCAGUCCCAGACAACAUCUGUCACAGAAAGCAGUGCCUUUGGUGAAGGGAAUUUGGCUACAGCUCAUGCCAACACUGGCCCUGAAGAAUCAGAAAAUGAAGAUGAUGGGUAUGAUGUCCCUAAGCCACCUGUGCCAGCAGUGCUGGCCCGCCGAACUCUGUCCGAUAUCUCUAAUGCCAGCUCUGCCUUUGGCUGGCUCUCUUUGGAUGGUGAUCAUACAAACCUCACUGAGGGUUCUCAAGUUCCUGAGCGGCCUCCCAAACCAUUCCCUCGGAGAAUCAACUCUGAGCGAAAAUCAGGCAGCUGUCGUCAGAGUGGUGGUGCUGCUGCCGCCGCCACCACCACCUCCACCACCUCACCGCAGCUCUCCAGUGAGAUCGAGAGCCUCAUGAGUCAGGGAUACUCCUACCAGGACAUUCAGAAAGCACUGGUCAUUGCCCACAACAACAUUGAAAUGGCCAAAAACAUCCUCCGGGAGUUUGUUUCAAUUUCUUCUCCUGCCCAUGUAGCCACCUAG
Molecule: messenger RNA, 2748 nt
Organism: Elephantulus edwardii (Cape elephant shrew)
Lineage: Eukaryota; Metazoa; Chordata; Mammalia; Macroscelidea; Macroscelididae
Gene: CBL
Product: Cbl proto-oncogene, E3 ubiquitin protein ligase
Exons: 16
Coding region: 1-2748 (915 amino acids)
Biological process (GO): cell surface receptor signaling pathway; negative regulation of epidermal growth factor-activated receptor activity
Cellular component (GO): plasma membrane; membrane raft
Molecular function (GO): ubiquitin protein ligase activity; SH3 domain binding; phosphotyrosine residue binding
Source: RefSeq, a predicted model, not a curated record